Messenger RNA from Topomyia yanbarensis, 9637 nucleotides. RefSeq lists its product as uncharacterized. The transcript is spliced from 12 exons. Gene Ontology annotation, cellular component: cytoplasm. Gene Ontology annotation, biological process: microtubule cytoskeleton organization; protein phosphorylation; intracellular signal transduction. The coding region runs from base 1157 to 9280 and encodes 2707 amino acids. Lineage: Eukaryota; Metazoa; Arthropoda; Insecta; Diptera; Culicidae. The record is from RefSeq and is a predicted model, not a curated record. Gene Ontology annotation, molecular function: tau-protein kinase activity; protein serine/threonine kinase activity; ATP binding.
UUUCGCUCGUUCCGUCAUUGACUGUGCCGCCGCCGUCGUCGUCGUUUCUUUGAAGAUUGCUGGUGAGAUCAUACCCCUUUUCUGCAAAAUGUGAACACAUAUAGAGUAUACUAGACAGGGUCAAAGUCAGUGAUUCAGAACUUAUUAAAGUGAAACUGAUUUGCAUAUCUACAUCAUCUUCAAAUAAUGGGUCUGAUUCCGGCUCAAUACUGUCCAUAGUUUUCCGGAACUGAAAUACUACCAUUUAAGGAAAUAUUUGUCGUGCAGCCCGGUGACCUACCUCGAUGGCCUAAAUAUACAAGUGAGAUCUUCACUAAAAGGCGUUGCUGAUGGUUAGUGUCCUAGAUUGUGGAAGUUUCAGUUAAAACCAGGUUUAGUGCAAUUUUAACCAAUAUGAACGUCAAAAGUUUUACUAGCUAGUCGUAUAUUAAUCUGGUUGAAUUUUUUUUUAUCCGAACUAGUGCUGAUCAUUUAAUAUUUGUACUUAAUUCUACCACACCUGAAGCUUAAUAAUUUGAUUUAUACCCAAUGAAUAUCCAUCAGCAUAGUAAAAGAACUGCAUAUACAAGCAUUGAUGCAGAAAAAUUGUACAAUGAAAAAAGAGAAGUUGCUUGAAAAAAGGAAAAACGUAGAAUUUUAUUUUUGGAAGUCAUUAGUGUAUAGUGUGUGCUGUGCUGUGUUUGUCACAUACGUGUAUCCAACUCUCGUUCGCGGUGGCGUGUAUUAAAAAUACCGCACAGCUCAAUGGUACGCUGUAUACAGCAAAUGUCAUACGUCUGAGAGUUCGAAGCGCGAGAAAGUCUCGUUACACUUCUCGAAAGCAGAAGAAUCAUAGUUAUACAGCUCGAGUAAUCGUGAAAUAAACCAGACAUCGGAUCAUUAGACGAUUUUGUAGGAUCGACUGAUUUUAUGUAACAAGAUAGUGUUGGAAAUUCAUAGUGAUCGUUAAUAGUGAUAAUUCCUGCAGGAAUAAAAUUUCUUCAACUGCAACAUCAUAAUUCAACAAAUGCAUUUUUAUUUACAUGUUCUUGGAUCUUUAAACACUAUAUGAUAUCUAUUUAAACGCUGAAGUGCUCUUUCAACCAAAAGAAGAGCGGAACUGCGGCGAGUUCAUACUACUCCACUAACAGGAAAUAAUCAAGCUCCGUCUGCAAAUAUGGUGAUAGGGGAAGAAACCAACAACGAGGAGGCAGCGCCUCCUCCACAGAUGUUUGCUCCGCAGAAGGCUACCAUUGAGAAUAUAAUGAGCGGAAUUGAAAAUACCGGAUCGGUGAAAAUGAACAAUCAUAGAAAAAAGUUGAGACAGCGAUUUGAUAUCAUCAAGAAACUCGGUCAAGGGACAUACGGAAAGGUACAACUAGGAAUUAACAAGGAAUCUGGACAGGAAGUCGCUAUCAAGACAAUUAAAAAAAGCAAAAUAGAAACAGAUGCAGAUCUCAUUCGGAUACGAAGGGAAGUGCAAAUUAUGAGCUCCGUGCAGCACCCCAAUAUAAUACACAUUUAUGAAGUGUUCGAAAAUCGUGAGAAAAUGGUUCUAGUCAUGGAAUUUGCAGCGGGUGGCGAAUUGUACGAUUAUCUCUCCGAGCGCAAGGUACUCUCUGAGGAUGAAGCUCGACGAAUCUUCCGUCAGGUUUCCACUGCAAUUUAUUACUGUCAUAAGCACAAAAUAUGUCACCGCGAUCUUAAAUUAGAAAAUAUACUACUAGAUGAAAACGGCAAUGCAAAAAUCGCCGAUUUUGGACUGUCCAACGUGUUUGAUGAGCAAAGACUGCUGGCGACGUUCUGUGGGUCACCGCUAUACGCAUCGCCUGAAAUUGUUAAAGGUACACCCUAUUUAGGACCAGAGGUGGAUUGCUGGUCACUGGGUGUUUUACUAUAUACUCUAGUCUACGGAGCAAUGCCAUUUGAUGGUGCCAACUUUAAAAGGCUCGUAAAGCAAAUUAGUCAGGGUGAUUAUUUCGAGCCGAAGAAACCAUCGCGAGCAUCACCACUGAUCAGAGAAAUGUUGACAGUUUGUCCACAGCGACGAGCAAACAUAGAGCAAAUAUGUAAUCAUUGGUGGGUGAACGAGGGUUAUAACGAAUCCUGUUUAGAACUUGCAGAAGAAUUAGCGAAUCAGACUCCUGUGCGGUUGGACGUUUUACUAUCGCUGGCUCCACCAUCUGUAACAGCUGAUCAGAUGGUAGUGGGGACCGGACAAGAAGAAGCCAAACCUAAAGAACGAAUACAACGAAGUCACUCGGUUGGUUCCAUCAUUGAUAUCGGAGGAACAGAAGCUGAACGACGAAUAUUAGACAUGGUAGCUGCAGGCGGAGAAGCAGCACUCAUGCCCUCUCCAACGCGUACUAUUACCCCCUCUGAAAAUAGUCCUGCACAACCUAAGCGCAAAUUGGAAUCGACCGUAUCUACUGAAAAUGCUACCGGAAUUGUGAAGAAAAAAGAAAAAGCCAUCGAUCGGUUGAAACAAAACCACUCGCAACCUGUGAUCCCAGAACUGAUGGACGUUGAAAAUCUACCUUCAGCGUGUUUAUCUAGUUCAACUUUUGCCAUAGAAUCAACCACAGCGGAAACAAAACCUGCUGAGGACACAAAUUCAACUGAUAACACUCCAACUGCUGCUCGAGAUGUGCUAGAAGACCUUCAAAAUCUUGAAAACUUAUGUGACGAAUUGUUGCAGGAAACGAAUACUCCGCCUAUGACAAAGGAUACAUCACCCGAAGAACCAACGAUAGCGCCAACAGAAAUUCAAACUGAUACUCUAUCAACACCAUCAGUAGAACCGUCAUCCAAAACCGUAUCCGGCGUUAAGGCAAGGUUAGAAAAACUCGAAAAGGCUGAUAAACCACCUGAUAGGGUUCCUUACAAGAAAGUAUUCAACAAAAAUAAAACUGCAGACCUUAGUUGUGCCAUCAAUCAAGUGUCCAAACAAGAUCAGGAAUUUGCUCAGAUAAAAUCGGCUUCAAACUUGGAACGCAAAAACAGUCUUCCAGAAGAGAACCUUGCGAAACCGGCCGAGCGACGAAAAUCGCGGAUACUAGAGACCGCAGAAAGGUUCCAAAACAUGAACAAUCAGAACAACGAUAAAUUCAAAAAAUUUUCUCUUCCCGGCACGCCAACCGUUGGAAACUAUAAGAAGGAGUUCGAGCGCAAGGCCUCGAUGCAAAAUUCUGCUUCAUCCGGUGCUCCAUUCAAGCCAUCGCCAUACGAAAUACAUCGAAAAAUGGAACAUGAAUUACCCUCGCCCAGCAAUAGUUGCCAAAGUAGCGGUACUGAUUUACAAGCACCACUUUCGCCAAAUGAAGAUAAGUUCUCUAGUCAAGAUUUCAGAACUGAUUUAGAUGAAGUGAAAGCUAGUGACUCUAAGAGCUCUGUUGGCAGUUUCUCAUUGGAGGAAGCACGACGAUCGAUGGAGAACUCGAUCGCCUUACUUAACAAGGUUCGCACUGAAUCUAAUCCUCUUGAUAGUCUUUGUGCCAAAACGGAAAAUGUGUCCGUUUCCGAGGAGACUGAGCGUGAGCGAAAAUUGAAAAACGCCCGCGAGAUAAUAAGCAAUGCAAUCCCAAUUGGCCGACUACGGAAACCACCGAUGCCUUUUGGGGCCAAUGGCCGCUCAGCUACCGCUGGGAUCGGUCUCAGUAGUUCAGCUUCUAAUAAGCAGUUCCGAUACGGUUCAGAGAGCAUUGAACCCAAAUUUGAGACUAUGUCUGUGCCUAGAAAAGUAUCUGUAGGAAAUAUUCCUACACCAUCUGUCGAUGAGACUAAAACAUCACAUGCUGAAAUUACUCUCAAAUCAGCGACUCUACCGAGAAGAAAAAUCGGCAAACAAGAAUCACAUCCCGACACACAAAUCAAGAACCAGUCACAGCUGCCAACGUCACAGCUCUCAGCAAUGCGAUUUUCCACCGAAAUGCAGCAUCAGGUACCAGACCUCCGCAGUGCGCCUAUUCGCGAGCAUCCAAUUGCGUUCACUGUUCAACAGCGUGCUAAUAGUCUGGAACCGCAAGUCAAAGAGCAAUCCGUCCCCAUUCAGAAACCACCGACGUACCAACGUGCGACAACGAGUACGUUUGGCUCUACACGUGGUUCUCUUUCGCGUCAGUCCACCAACGAUUCCAACGAUUCGGAUACGACAAUAUCACAGGGCCAAAUUACUGGUAACAUUACAUCAAACAACAGUGCUGCUAUCAUGCCCAUCAAAAAGAGUCCACGUGAAUUCAUAAUUCCAAUCGCCGUUGAGGGUGGUGGGUUUGUGACGCCAAGGGCCAACAGUCUUGAACCAUCAGAAUCGAGCACAACGACUACAUCUCCCGGUUUCAAUUCAAAAUCACGUAUCGGGCGUCCACGUAAGAUAAGUUCAUUGCUAAGUGACAAAGAUACCGAGGAAGAAUCACCAUUCUUAAGAAUGAAUCGUCAUACAUCAUUAGGAAGGGAAAGCGAUUCUGAGGAGCCACGUUUUCACACGAUGCACCGGUUGAGGAGUUCACGUCCCUCGCAACGCAGCACGGUGGAGAUAAAUGAUUCGGCCAGCUCAGGUGAAGAAGAUGACGACGACGGUUUUGAAAUUUUGACUGCGGAAAAUCUUUUCUCAACCUUACUGUCGAGGGUACGGGCUUUAACUAAUCGACUCAACGUCAAUGAAUCAAACGCAACUGGUUUUCCAUCAUCGCGGUUAUUGAGUAAUAUCAGACAGUCGCAAGCUCCGUUCUGGCACCAUCAUGACCCUUUUUCAAGCCGACUGAACGGAGGGAAUUCAAGUUCAUGGCGUCACAGCAUAUCUCGUGAUCUCAGCUCGGACAUUGAUUCAAUGUUUUCGCGCUCUGGAGCAACACUUCCUAGAGGAAAAAAAUAUAGGCCACAAAACAAUGAAAACAACAAUCUUGAUGUUACUAACAGUAACGGUUCCAAAUACAAUAUCAACAAUAAUAAUCAACAAGCAUCGAAAUCUUCUAAUCGAAAUAGUGACAAUAGUAGAAGUGAUGCAAGUCGAUCUGGGAACGGCUGCCAAAAUAAUGUAAUUAAUAACAAUAUUGUAUAUAAUGAACGAACCACGAUAGAGACAGAAACUGAAAAGCGCGAGGAAUUAUUGGACCUAAGAGAUUUGGAUUUAUCACAAUUACGUCUAUCAAAAAAGGAUCUGGAAGCACUAUCGAGUAUAACACCAGCUUUGUCUCAACGAGUACAAGAGCAACUUCUGGCGCAGCUUCCCCCUCAACAGGCAAAGAAGCUCUCCAGAACUUUGUCUAUGCAAAACGGAAAUAAUGUUAUCAGUCCGCAUUCGGCAGAUUCACGAGUAUACAGGCGAAGUGCCAGUAGUACAGCAGAUCGAAACGUAGAUAACAACGAUCAUCAUCUAUAUGGUACAAGAGAUAAUGUCACUCCAACGAAUGAUCUAUUCGAAAACAAUACUUGGAUGUCGAAGCGAAUUUUAAGCACCACAGACGAGAAUUCUCGCAGUUCCAGUAACUCAAUGGAUUUAGCUUCUCCAACGACUUAUAGCGAAGAUUUCGGAACAUCAUCCUCUCGUUUCCCGUAUGUAAAUGCGAGCCAUGAACGAUUCCGUUUAUCCGAACAGUAUACACCAUACUCGUCGAAUUCGAAUAGUAACUCUGACUACGAAAGAAGCAAAUCAUUGGAUUGCGAUAAAAAGUUAGUUAAAUUUGAGUUUGUACCAUCUCAGGUGGCUUGUUUAAGCCCAACAAACGAAAGCUCCAGACGACCGCCAAGUGGUUGUAUCUCACCUCCGCCGAUAUCUUCAUCAUCCAGUUAUUCAAAUCAGCGAUCAAUCAAACGAAUUUCAAGGUUUUUGCGUCCGGACUUUUUCGAUCCUCCAAAAGAAUCGAGUGCACAAGAUAUAUUAAAAAAGGAAUUGGAAACUCAGAAAGUCUUAAGAGAGAUACGAGAAAAGAGUCGCGAAAGACACGACCAUAAUGACAAAAACGUAGAUCGAUUAAGUUAUUUCAUGGAAAAAUAUAAAGAAUGUGGCCCAAAUAGCACCGCAUAUAGCCGAAAUAGCGUAUAUGAUAGGGACAAUGUUUCGAAACAUCGCGAUGCGUUCGAUUCUCAGCUGCGUAGAAGUUUGUCUAGGCAACGAGAAGUUAGCACAACUGCCCUAAACAAUAGUUCGAGUUCAUCUUCUGACAAAAUGUUCGACGAUCUUCGCAAUUCUUCACAAAUGCAUGGAUUUACCAGAGAACAGUUUCAAUCCAAUGAUUUGGCUACAGUCGAAUCUGUCCCUAAAACGGAAAGCCGGGUAACCCCAGAAAGAAGUAUAAAUACAAGUCGCAUAACCCCUGAAUUCAGCACGACUACAAGCUGUGUGGAGUGUAGCAGUUCUUUAGCGAAAUUAUCUCAGCAAAAGCUUUCAAGUGAUAUUACUUCUCAUGAGCCUAUCACAGAAACGAUUGCUGCUGCCAAAGCAGUAAAAGUUAAAAAAAUGAAGAUGAAACCAAAGCUAGAUGCCGAUGGGAACCCAGUGACAAUAACGGUGAAAAAGAUUAAAAGAGCUGUUAAACCACCGACAGAUAAUUCUUCUUCCGUAGCACCUGUUUCAGAGGAAAAUAGCCAGCAAGUGAAAGAUUUGAAUGGCAUAUCCAAAGUAGUUAUGAAAAAUACAAAAUUAGUAAGGCCGAAAUCGUAUCCAUCUAAAGAUCCUGAAAUGCUAAUGCAUUUGGCAUCAGCAGAUCUACCAUUAUCCAACUCCAAGCCGACUACAAAAAAUAAUGGCUUAUCGGCUCCAAACGCUACAUCAAGUAACACUGCAACAUCAGUCAGCAAAAUUGCCAGGCCAAAAAGUUUUCCUAACUCCAAACUAACUCCACCUAAAGAAUUAAAGAGUUUCGACGAUAAUUCUGUUUUAGCAUCAAUUUCAGAAAAAAUUGAAGAGAAAAAAUCUGAGGAAAUGCCAAUUACAGGAGGCAAAUCUACUAGUAAACUCACAAUAAUCAAAGAGAAAUCUUCUUUGUUACCCACAGUUCAGACUGCUGCAGAAGGAGCUACAACUACAAUUCCUGGAACAACUAAGAAGGUCCGUAAGGUAAUACGCAUUGUUAAAAAACCAGUCGCUCCAAAGAACGAAACUAGUGGAAACAAGAGUUAUGCUGACAAAGACACGAAUGAAGUCUCAAUUGUGUCAGAGAGAACUAGCGAUGCCAUAGAACCAGCAGAAGUUAAUGGAAGGCUUAUUGAAACGCCCGAGCAACCUGUGAAGGAGAAAUUAAGCUCUCCUGAAAAAAAAGUUAAACAGGGCUUUUUAGCCAGUAUUGGACAGAAGUUGGAAAAAUUCAGGGAAACUAGUAAAAUAAUAAAAGAGAAGAAAAUCACCACAGAAAAUAAAACUGAAAUCGAAAACGAAAUAAUAGAAAAGGAAGAUAACUCGCGUGUGACAAAUACGAAAAAAGAGAAGAAGAAAUGCCGGAGUAUAACGAAUGCCACGGUUAUUCCAGAUAAUGCUCUCAUAACUGAGAAUAUCCGAAAAUCUAGAAUUGAUAAAGUCAUAAGGAAUCUGCGAGAAAUGUCUGUGCCACGAACAUCAGAACUUACAGAAUCUAAUCUUAUCAAGCGAGCUGUCAGUGUCGAAGAAAUGCCGGGAACAUUCAACAAAUGCGGUGUCAGUAAGGUACUAGGGUUUUUUAAAAAAAUUGAAAAGGAUACAAAAAAUAAUAAAAUUCUCAAUACCAAGUCAUCUAGUCAUAUCAAUACGUUAGAUGUAGCUGCGCUGGACACCAUUGCCACUGCGGAAAAUAUCGAAACGAUACACGAAGAGGAGCAGGAAAAGAAAAGACCUAAAUCAGGCAGCUAUGUUAGCAAAAUACGAAGACCCUACAGUGGAGCAAGGAGUGACACUAUGCUCACUGUGACCGAGCAACAGUGUAAGUCCAGUAGUUUGACACAUGCACAGCAAAAUGGUGACUUCCAGACACAAAUUUCUGUUAGGUAUAAUUGUCCGGACUGUAAAAAAGAAGAUUCUAGUACAGAUAUUUCAAAAUGGCAUUCCUCUACACCAUCUGGCGCUAAACAUCUCUUGCAGGACGAGAAAGGACGCGUCAAAUGUAAUCGCCAAGCUUUGACGUUGAAUUUUAGUAAGCUUGUAGAAGAUCGCAGCGGACCAGGCAACAACAAUAACUACUACCCUGCCCCACUACCCAAUGAAGUAAACAACUAUUCACCUUCCACAAAUGGUAACACCAACAACAACAAUACAACGGACAUAAACAUGCUCACUCCAUCUUAUGAUAGCAUCACAAAUUUCUCGUCUGGAUCUAGAAGUAGUCCUUUCGAUGACUGUAACUCUUCCAGCACUUUCAUGUCUCCAUCCGAAGAACACUUUGACAAUUGGUCAGUCUAUUCUGAUGACCAUAACAUGCUUAGCGCUUCACCCUCUGUUACGCGAUUAUCCAGACUAACCUAUAUGAAUUCUGUCUCUCCGGUAGAUAACGAUUCCGAAAGCGUUAUUGAAAGGAUACGUCGUAAAAGUUUCUACACUAGAUUCAAUGACAAAAAGCCGAAAGCUAACACUAUCAUGGUACCUGGUACUUCAAAGGAAUAUCGCGAUAAAUCCUUUCCCAUAGCUGGGUCCUCGUCCAUUCGAUUGAAAGAGUAUGGUAAGUCAUCCUCAUCUUCAAUUGCAAGCGCUUUGUCUGGUGCUGAUCGUAAAAAGAACAACUACGAUUAUUAUCCGUCGCUCAUCCGGACACCAAGUGUCUCCAAGAAUAAAUACGCGGAUUCGAUUGAUGGCUAUUCCAAGCCAUUGCUUGGCAAUAGUGAUCAUCCUUAUCACCACUAUCACCAUCACUACCAUCUUCCUAUGUCUAACUCGUCACGAAAGUUGAAUUUCUCUAAUAACGACCCUUCAGACAAACCCAACUACAACACUUCUGCUGGUAAAUCAUUGUUGAGAAAUACAUACUACGAAAUAACGUCACCUUCGUAUUAUGCCACAUACAAUCCGAGACGGCGAUCCUCGUUUACCAACAAUAUCACAGCAGCUAAUCUAACCUCAUCCUCUUCGUCAAUAGCAUUAGAUAGUGCCAACACAGGAAAAGAGGCAGCACCCGGAAUGACAACAUCCUCCUCGUCUUCUACAACGCUGUCCGCGUCGGAAGGGGGUGCCACUCUGAGCAGCGGAUCGCGCAAACUUCGACCAUACGACAACAGAAGUAUAUCAAUGCUUAAUUCCUCGUCGAUCCGAGAAUAUCGCUUGGGUGGAUAUGACACCUCAGAGUCUGCCAGGAAUUGUCGUCUCAGAAACACAUCAAUACCUCGGAAUCCCACCAAUGUAUAAUAGUCAACAUCCGAUGAAGGCAUUGUUUAUAAGGAUUCUUAUUUAUAAAACAUGUAAAAAAAUGAAUGAAAAAGCAAGCAAUUAUAGGUGUUAUGUUAGUUACUAGAGCAAAACAUUUCAAUAAGUACUUAGUAAAAUUACUUUCCAGUGCCAAAACGUGAGAGCAGAACAAUGGUUGAUCCCGUCAAGUUUAUGCGAGAGAGAAGAACAAGACAGAAAGAGAUUUUAUACAUUUAUUUCAGUUUCACUCUAAUAUCCAAGUAUGAACACGUUUUAAGAUACCAGAAACUCUAUGUUUGAGUUAAAAAAGAACACGAAUGUAAUAAAGUAAUAAAAUAUUUGAUCCAGUAACGAAAA